Chinchilla lanigera (long-tailed chinchilla) is the source of this 726-nucleotide messenger RNA. Its product is annotated as leukocyte immunoglobulin-like receptor subfamily A member 5. Gene Ontology annotation, molecular function: inhibitory MHC class I receptor activity. Gene Ontology annotation, biological process: cytokine-mediated signaling pathway. The record is from RefSeq and is a predicted model, not a curated record. The transcript has 6 exons. Lineage: Eukaryota; Metazoa; Chordata; Mammalia; Rodentia; Chinchillidae. The coding region runs from base 1 to 726 and encodes 241 amino acids.
AUGAAGCCUACCGUGCCCGUUCUGCUGUGCCUGGGGCUGAGUCUGCCAAUGGGGCUGCAAGGACCCGCAGAAGUACCAUCUGUACAGAGAAGAAAGAUCAAGGACCUUGGAACCAUCAAUCCUACUCCCAACAAGGCCGAGUUCCCCAUCUCAUCCCUGACAAAAGAUGAUGCAGGGCGAUAUCGCUGCUCCUAUCACAGCCCUGCUGGCUGGUCAAACCACAGUGACCCACUGGAGCUGGUGGUGACAGGAGUCUCCAGCAAACCCAGCCUCACAGCCCUGCCCAGCCCUGAGGUGACCUCAGGAGACAAGGUGACCCUCCAGUGUAGCACGAGGCAACAAUUUGACAGGUUCAUUCUGACCAAGGAAGGAGAAGACAAGCUCUCGUGGACCCUGGCCUCAGGGCGACUUCCCAAUGGAACGUUCCAGGCCCUGUUCCCUGUGGGCCCCGUGAAUACAGGACAAAGAUGGACACUGAGAUGCUACGGCUAUUACAGAAGAAGUCCCCAGGUGUGGUCCACAGCCAGUGACCCCCUGGAGCUCCUGGUCUCAGGACCAGUGGAGACUGUCAGCCCAUCACAAACCCAGUCACACUCCAAACCUGGAAGUUUUAUCAACAUGUACCUGAGGAAUUGUACUGAUAUCCAACUCCCCAACAGGAAGACUGUCCGAAUCCCAGGAUCCUCUAAUGUGACCGGGUCGCUCUCUGUGUCCCUGGGGCAGUAG